CGGAGAGGGAGGCAGGGCCACAUGUUAAAGAGAUGAACACAAUCCCAAAAAAACAUGUGAUUUAAGCGGGAAAGCCCCAAGGUUAGUGUGUUGGUGCUGGUAGUUAAAUGCGGAGGCUCAGAGCCAGAGCUCCACAGAGAGGACUGCUACUGGAACGUAACAGAGCACCUUAAUCAUGGAUAAGCUUUACACUGGAUUACUGUUGUCUGCUCUCAUCUUGAGCUGCUUCAUCGUUGAGACACAGACUGCAAGUUGCUGUCUUUCGUAUACAAGGCGGCAUCUCCACUGUGGGAAUCUGAGGGGCUUCACCAUCCAGACCAUCUAUGGCCACUGUGACCUGAACGCUGUAAUCUUUCGGACUUGGAACAACAAGUUUAUCUGUGCAGACCCCAACAAGAUGCAUACACAGGAAAUGGUCAGAUGUUUAAAGAAAAAGGUGGAACAUAUGAACCAUGGUUUGAUCUAAGAAGCUGAAAUGCAACUAUUCUUCAAAUCCCUUGAGAAGCCUUCGCUGUCCUAUGACACACACUCCAGACCUGAAAGCAAGCUAGAGAUAUGCAGCACUAUAUGCGAUUCCCCUAGGGAUCUGUCAGUCAUGUCUUAUCGACAGAGUAUGUACUCUCUGAGAGAAUUAUGUAAAUUUGAAAGCUGUAUUUUUUUAAACACAAGAUUCAUAAUUUUUAGUUUUAGUUUAUUUAUUAAUGCAUAUUUGUUUUUAUACAGGGAAAAAGGUUUUUUUCUUAAAAAAAAAACAUUUAGGCAAAUUCAUAGCGUUGCUUAAACUUUUGUGUAUUUUUGACUUUGGCUGUGUAGCUUUUUGCUGUGUGAAGUCUGUUUUAUGAUGGCAGGGUUUGAUUGAUCCACACUGUGCUGCUUAACACGAUUAAAUGUAGCAUUUGAAAGAAUCAUACAAGUUUCUCUAAAAGGGGUUUUCCUAACUAAGUUAAUUUUAAAUUACUGAUUUUCUGAACUUUACCUUCUACUUUAAUUUAUGAGGCUGCUUUGUGUCAAUAUCAAUUGUUAAUAAAGCACAAAAUAAAUCUGAAAUGAACUCAA
This is a messenger RNA of Astyanax mexicanus (Mexican tetra), 1056 nucleotides long. It is a transcript of the gene ccl20b, whose product is annotated as chemokine (C-C motif) ligand 20b. Gene Ontology annotation, molecular function: chemokine activity; CCR chemokine receptor binding. Lineage: Eukaryota; Metazoa; Chordata; Actinopteri; Characiformes; Acestrorhamphidae. Gene Ontology annotation, cellular component: extracellular region. The coding region runs from base 176 to 466 and encodes 96 amino acids. The record is from RefSeq and is a predicted model, not a curated record. Gene Ontology annotation, biological process: cellular response to interleukin-1; lymphocyte chemotaxis; immune response. The transcript is spliced from 4 exons.